Molecule: messenger RNA, 390 nt
Organism: Archocentrus centrarchus (flier cichlid)
Lineage: Eukaryota; Metazoa; Chordata; Actinopteri; Cichliformes; Cichlidae
Gene: cytl1
Product: cytokine like 1
Exons: 4
Coding region: 1-390 (129 amino acids)
Biological process (GO): positive regulation of transcription by RNA polymerase II
Source: RefSeq, a predicted model, not a curated record
AUGGCGAUCUUGAAACACUUGUUGCUUAUUUCAGCUUUGGUGCCACUGGUACUGAGCUACCCUUUCUACCCACAAACAUGCUAUACUAAGGUACUGAGCAUGGCACAGGAACUCACCCACUGGGCAGCAGAUUUGAAGAGGGAUCCUGAGACUAGUUACUGCAUGGCACACAUGCCAAAUCUCUACAUUGAUGUUCAUAACGGUUGUGUGAUGUACAAAAUGAGCACCUACAUCCAAAUGGUGGAAGGCCUGCGACAGCACCGCUGUGCUUACACCAGAGACGUAAGGAAGCUGGGUGUCACUAUGAGACAGCUCUUCAUCAUCAUGUCAGAGAGAUGCCAUGGGGACUUGGUGUUCACAGUCUUUGACUGUUCUGCCCUGGAGCGCUGA